This is a messenger RNA of Chironomus riparius, 916 nucleotides long. The record is from the annotation of a GenBank genome assembly. Lineage: Eukaryota; Metazoa; Arthropoda; Insecta; Diptera; Chironomidae.
AUUUGAACUAUAAAUAAAAACUUGAGAGUGAUAUCAGCGAUUUUUUGUUAUACACAAUUUAAUAAUUUUCUGAAAAAAUAUGAGUUCUAUUGGAACAGGAUAUGACUUAAGUGCAAGUCAAUUUUCACCUGAUGGACGAGUUUUUCAGUGCGAAUAUGCAAUGAAAGCCGCAGAAAUGUCAGGAACAGCAAUUGGAUUGCGGGGUAAAGAUGGAUGUGUAUUGGCUGUUGAAAAAGUGAUUACUAGUAAAUUGCAUGAGCCUGAUUCUGGCCGUAGAAUUUAUACAAUUGAGAAUUCUAUUGGAAUGGUAGUAUGCGGCUUAAUAACUGACGGACGAGCUGUGGUAAAUUAUGCAUUGAAAGAGGCACAAAGUUAUCGUCGACAAUAUGGUCAAACAAUUCCCUUAAAGAUCUUGAAUGAACGACUUUCGAGUCUAUUUCAUGCCUAUACUUUAUAUAGUGCUGUACGUCCGUAUGGCGUCUGUAUUAUUCUCACAACUUGGACUGAAGAAAAUGGCUCAGAAAUUUAUUCUAUCGAACCAUCAGGUGUUUCAUUUGGAUAUUAUGGAUGUGCUGCCGGCAAAACAAAGCAAGGAGCCAGAACUGAAAUCGAAAAGUUAAAGUUGAGCUCAUUGUCUGCUCGAGAAUUGCUGAAUGAAGGAGCAAAAAUCAUUUAUCGUGUUAACGAGGAUUCAAGUGAUAGUGACACAAAAUUCAAGCUAGAACUUUCUUGGGUUGGCAAGGAUACAAAUGGAAUUCAUCAGAUGUGUCCAGUCAAUUUAUAUGAAGAAGCUAAAGCUGCAGCUUCAGCCGCAAUGGAACAAGGAGAUAGCGAUAUUGAAUAAAUUUUCCUGAAAUUCAUUUGUAUUACUCUAAAAUUUACUUUUUAUUAAUAAUAAAAACUUAUGUUUAACAUG